CCAUACUCCCUCUCUAUCAACCAGUCCCACCAAUACAGCGAGAUCCCCUUUGACACACCGGUGUGUAGCCCACUCUCAGAAUCGCAAACCAAACCAUAAAAUUUAAAAAUAAAAAAUAAAAACUUACGAUUUCAACGUGUUUGUUUUGAACGCACAGUAUAAUCCGAUUCCGGUUUCCAUGGAAACAAUCUCAAAGAUCUAGCUUCUAGCAGACGAAAUUCUUUUUGCCGAUGGCGAUCCUCUAUGCUUUGGUUGCCAGAGGCACGGUGGUUUUGGCGGAGUUCAGUGCCGUCACCGGUAACACAGGCGCCGUCGCUCGUCGCUUACUCGAGAAGCUUCCAACUGAAUCGGAUUCCAGACUUUGCUUCUCUCAAGAUAGAUAUAUCUUUCACAUACUCCGAUCCGAUGGCCUCGCUUUCCUUUGUAUGGCCAACGACACCUUCGGAAGGAGAAUCCCUUUCUCAUACUUGGAAGAUAUCCAAAUGAGGUUUAUGAAGAACUACAGCAGAGUUGCCAAUUAUGCACCAGCUUAUGCAAUGAAUGAUGAGUUUUCAAGGGUUUUGCAUCAGCAAAUGGAGUUUUUUUCUAGUAAUUCCAGUGCUGAUACCCUCAAUCGCGUGAGGAGUGAAGUUGGCGAGAUACACACUAUCAUGGUGGAUAAUAUUGAGAAAAUAUUGGAGAGAGGUGACCGCAUUGAACUUCUAGUUGACAAGACAGCAACAAUGCAAGACAGUUCAUUUCACUUCAGGAAGCAAUCCAAGCGCCUUCGAAGAGCUCUUUGGAUGAAAAAUUUCAAACUCUUGGCGUUAUUGACGGGCUUGAUUGUAUUAGUCCUUUACUUAAUAAUUGCUGCUUGCUGCGGUGGCAUCACUCUAGCAUCCUGCAGAUCCUAAUUGUCUCUCUUGCUGGUUCUUAUAUUUUCUGAGCUCUGCAAUGGUCAAGAUUCCUGUCAAUAUCUACCUUGGAAACUUCAGUAUUUCAGAUUCUAAACUAUGAGCUGAGUGGGAAAAUUUGGUAAAGAAACCAGAAACAGUUGCGCACAUUUUCUCCCUUUCGUUGUUCUUGGUUCUGUAUUAUAAGAUUACACACGAAAGCCUGCUGUGAUGCUGUUUUGUGACUAUAGGACAUAAUUCUGUAAAUGUGGAUUUUACUAUCUUUUAUGAUCUAGGUUUACAUUGUUGUUGUUUAUAAAUUAUUGCAAUUUCCUUGUACACUUUAAUGCUUCGUAUGUCGGUGGUAUUGAAAAUUUAGGGUCAACCACCCUGAAUGUUUAUUUGAAGAUUGAUCCUUCACAUUUACUCAA
Messenger RNA from Vicia villosa (hairy vetch), 1303 nucleotides. Its product is annotated as vesicle-associated membrane protein 714-like. Bases 231 to 893 code for a protein of 220 amino acids. The transcript is spliced from 4 exons. NCBI's taxonomy places the organism in Eukaryota, Viridiplantae, Streptophyta, Magnoliopsida, Fabales, Fabaceae. Gene Ontology annotation, biological process: vesicle-mediated transport. Gene Ontology annotation, cellular component: membrane. The record is from RefSeq and is a predicted model, not a curated record.